AUGGCACUUUCCCGGCAUACACCCGACGGCAAGACUGCCACCGCAACCGCCGUGACUAAGAAGUUCGAUGUCCCAACUCCGCCGCUGAACUGCUGCGUCACGUGCCUAGCGAGACUCAUCAGGAAACUAAAGCGAAAAGGAAGGUUGUUGCUGUCGACGACCGCGGCUCGGAAACAAGUGAGCUCGUUGCAAUGUCGGUACGAUCCAAUGAGCUAUUCACUGAACUUUGACGGAGGCGCGUGUAGUACACUUCCCGAGGAUGAGGAUUACUAUUUUCGGUUUUAUGCGUUUUCUUCAAGAUACGUUACCAAUAAUACUGUCAAGAAGAGACCACCACUUCCUCGUUGA
Molecule: messenger RNA, 348 nt
Organism: Microthlaspi erraticum
Lineage: Eukaryota; Viridiplantae; Streptophyta; Magnoliopsida; Brassicales; Brassicaceae
Source: the annotation of a GenBank genome assembly